Molecule: messenger RNA, 892 nt
Organism: Cicer arietinum (chickpea)
Lineage: Eukaryota; Viridiplantae; Streptophyta; Magnoliopsida; Fabales; Fabaceae
Source: RefSeq, a predicted model, not a curated record
UUGAAGUUCCCUUCAUAUCAUCGAUCCAAUCAAAACCAUACACGACACACACAAAGCAACACAACACAUUUCCGUGGAAUUCAAUGCCCCCAAUUUCCCUUCCCCAUCAAAAUUCCAACUUUAUUUCCAAAUUCACACUUUCAUAAACCACCCAACUUUUUUUUUGUAUCUAAAUUCUUUCAAUUUCACACCCGAAUUAGAUUUUCACCCUUUUUCUCAAUUGGGUUCUUAAAAAAAUCUGAUUUUGUUUAUGUUUUUAUGAACCCAAUGAAUUUCAGAAGCUUAGAAGAUUUCUGGGCUUUUUAUGUGAGCCAACAUUCAAAAAGGGCUACAAGACAUUGGCACUUUGUGGGAACGUUUUUGAGUAUUUUCUUCUUGAUGUUUUCUAUUUUCUUCAGUUGGUGGUUUUUGUUCUUUGUUCCUUUAUCUGGUUAUGGAUGUGCAUGGUAUAGUCAUUUCUUUGUUGAAAAGAAUGUUCCAGCUACUUUUGGACACCCCUUUUGGUCAUUUUUGUGUGAUUACAAAAUGUUUGGAUUGAUGCUUACUGGAAAAAUGGAUAGAGAGAUCAAGAGGCUUGGAAAAAGACCUGUGUUGCAAGGGUUCUGAUUUUUUAUAUGUUAAGCUUGGUCCUUGUUGUUUUAGGUUUGUCAGUUUAUGAUUUUGAGCUUCCGGUACAAGGAAGUUUGAAGUGCAGAUGGAUUCAUAAGUGGUCGUGCAGCGGGGAUGUAGGUGUUUCAUGGUUGGCUAGCCAAUCUUCAAGGACAAGAUUGUAUAGUGUUCAAAAAUUUUAAUAGCAUGAUAUGAAGCAUAACGCUACUUGAAAUUGUAACAAAAUAAUAACAUUUUUAUGUGGUGUGUUCUGUCUAAUGCAACGUACAACUUUCCCUUACUA